This is a messenger RNA of Verticillium alfalfae VaMs.102, 1710 nucleotides long. RefSeq names its product alcohol oxidase. Gene Ontology annotation, molecular function: oxidoreductase activity, acting on CH-OH group of donors; flavin adenine dinucleotide binding. The transcript has 3 exons. The coding region runs from base 1 to 1710 and encodes 569 amino acids. Lineage: Eukaryota; Fungi; Ascomycota; Sordariomycetes; Glomerellales; Plectosphaerellaceae. The record is from RefSeq and is a predicted model, not a curated record.
AUGGGAGGAGUGGCUAAACAAGUACCAGAUGGCCUGACGGAGGUGGACAUCAUCAUUGCCGGAGGUACGCAUUCUCUCAUGUUCAAGAUGACGCUCGCUAACGAACUAGGUGGCACCGCCGGCUGCGUCGUCGCCUCAAGACUCAGCGAUGCAGACCCAAUUUUGUCCAUUCUCGUUGUCGAGUGCGGCCAGGAUAAGCGCGAUGACCCCACGGUCAACCACCCGAUCUUUUCCUUUGGCCACAUGGCCCCAGGCGGCAAGACGAUGCUGAACUAUCCGUCAAACAAGGAACCACGGACCGCCGACAGAGUCAUCAACACAGCAACUGCCGGUCUCCUCGGUGGCGGGUCGGCAAUCAACAUGUCGACCUACCAGAGGCCGCAAAGGUUCGAUUACGACUCCUGGAAGAUGCCUGAUUACAAGUGUCCUUCCGCUUUUGGGACCAACAUGGCUUACAAAAGGCAGAUUGAGUCAUAUCACGGCCAGGGCUCCUCAGACACCCAUGGGUAUGACGGGCCUCUUGAAGUCACCAGCCCAGCAUUCACCGUCACCAAGACGCAAAAUGACUUCAUCCAGGCAGCGAACCUGGUUGGGUACCCUGAAGUCAAGGAUCUGCAGGACUUUGACUCCUGCAACGGUGUCCAGCGCAAUUUGGCAUACAUCGGAAAGGACGGCAAACGCCAGGACGCAGCGCAUAACUACUUGUAUCCCCGGCUCGACGACGGAAAGCACCCUAACUUGCACGUUCUUGUAGAGCAUCAGGUCUCACGGAUCCUGUUCGAAGGCACGGCAGCAUCUGGGGUCGAGAUUCGUCCGAACCCACUCUUCCAACCUGACGGCAGUAUGCAGACCAUCAAGGCACGGAAGCUGGUGAUCGCAGCUUCUGGUGCCAUGGCGACGCCCUUGCUUCUCGAAAGAUCCGGGCUCGGUGAUCCGGAAAUCCUAAGCAAGGUCGGAGUCGAUGUUGUCGCUGACCUCCCUGGUGUGGGCACAAACUACCAAGACCAUCAGCUGUCCAUCUACGCUUACUACACCGGCUUGACGCCGGAAGAGACUGGCGACGCUCUGUUCGGGGGCCGAAUCGAUGUUGCUGAGGCCAUUCAAGCAAAGGCGCCAAUCCUCGGAUGGCAUCUCGCCGAUUCAGUCUGCAAGGUCCGCCCGACGGACCAAGAAGUCGCAAGCCUGGGCUCCGAAUUCCAGGAGGCGUGGGAUAGGGACUUCAAGCCCAACAAGGAGAAGCCGAUCGCUGUGUUCAUCCCAGUAAACAGCAGUUACCCCGGUUUCCCUGAGGGGCUACCUGUUGGUCAAUACUUUGGUGUCUCGACGUGGCCCACGUACCCCUAUUCACGAGGUCAGGUGCACAUUGCCAGCCCCAGCCUCGACGAUGCUGUCGACUUCCGCCCUGGGUUUCUCACAGACGAUCACGACAUUGAUCUAAAGAAGUCGAUGUGGGCGUACAAGAAGCAGCGUGAGCUAAUGAGGCGCACGAAGUUGUAUAGGGGCGAGAUUCAGAGCGCGCACCCCCCUUUCCCCGCCGGAUCGGCAGCUGCAUGUGCGCAGAUCGACGAGCCACUGCAAGAUGCAGAGAACAUAGUCUACUCGGCAGAGGAUGAUGCCGUCCUCGAGAAGCACAUCCGCGAAAAUAUUGGAGGGUGCUGGGAUCAGAUGGGUACUUGUAAGAUGUCGGGGCGUGAAAACGGGCCGUGUUGA